Molecule: messenger RNA, 777 nt
Organism: Hymenoscyphus albidus
Lineage: Eukaryota; Fungi; Ascomycota; Leotiomycetes; Helotiales; Helotiaceae
Source: the annotation of a GenBank genome assembly
AUGGCCUCUCUACCAACAGUAAUUCUUGUUCACGGCGCCUGGCACACACCACCCAACUACCAAACCUACACCGAUGCUCUCAAAAAACAAGGAUUCAAAGUCAUAUGCCCCGCCUUGCCUUCUUGCAACAACAAAUCGCCUCCAGAGGAGUCUUUCGAAGAUGUCGCCCUAGUUCGUAGUGCCGUUCAACCAAUUAUCGAGGCUGGGGAGCGGGUGCUGAUGGUGAUGCACUCCUACGGCGGGGCUGUUGGAGCCGAUGCCAUCGAGGGGCUCAGCUUCACGGAGCGUAAAGCUGCAGGACACCCCGGGGGAGUGGUUCAUUUGAUGUACAUGUGUGCCUACAUCUUGCCAUCUGGAAGUACUAUAUGGGGGAUCGUGAAGGAAGCUGGAAUUACUCACCUUUGGACUCAAUUUGUGAAGAACUUCCCCGACGGCUCUACCUUCCCACAAAAUCCGGCACAAAUGUUCCUGGGCGGCGUAGACCAGGAAAUUGUGGACAAGGCACUUCCACACUUGGUGCGUUCUCCAAUGUCUGCUUUUGAGACAGAGACCAAGGGAAGCUCGUGGAAAACGGUGCCUGUGACUUAUAUUUUGACGCAGCAGGAUGCGUCUGUAUCACGGGUCUAUCAAGAGAUUAUGCUUGAGAAAGUGAAGAAGGCUGGGGUAGUGAUCAAAACUGAGGAUUAUGGUACGAGUCACAGUAUUUUUAUUACAAAGCAAGAUGAGAUGGUGCAAGCAGUUGUGAGGGCAGCAGAGGAUAAAAGGAAUGCUCAGUAG